Molecule: messenger RNA, 820 nt
Organism: Dacryopinax primogenitus
Lineage: Eukaryota; Fungi; Basidiomycota; Dacrymycetes; Dacrymycetales; Dacrymycetaceae
Exons: 3
Coding region: 149-721 (190 amino acids)
Biological process (GO): translation
Cellular component (GO): ribosome; mitochondrial large ribosomal subunit
Molecular function (GO): structural constituent of ribosome
Source: RefSeq, a predicted model, not a curated record
ACUUGUCUGGCAAGAAAGAAGUUAUUUCUGCUGUGAGGAAACACUUCGAGGGCUGUUUGUUAUCACAAAUCGCCUCUGGGCUCACUGUUCCGCUUCUGCACUUGGACCACCACGAGCCUUCUGACUAAAAAGGAAACUAGAAGCGAAAAUGGUUCUUCCUCCAGUCUUCCUCUGCCCUCGCGUCUUCGUCCGACCCACAACAUGCCCCCUCCGAGCCCUCUCACCUACCUUCCGCGCCCUCUCUACCGCCCCUUCACCGAGCGCCGACCAACCUACACCUCCUCCCAUCCUCUCAGGUGAUUCUGGUCGUCCGACUGCGCCAAAACCCACCGAGCCGCCUAUCUCUAUAGAGCACCACGACGCGCUUCCCUCCUCUCUCGCCGAUUCGGAGGCUCCCCGGGUAAAGAAAUACGAUUCUGCGAAGUACAAGGCGAAGGAUGAACAUAGGGGCGUGAACUAUGGGUAUUAUAUUAUGCGCACGGCCAGGGGUGGGGAACCGGUGUAUGAGGAUAUAGUGAGGAAUGGGAGGAAGAGGACGCUCAUUCGCCUAGUGAAGGGUGACUCGAAGAAACUGCAGCAAGAUCUGAUGGAGACGUUGUUCAAGCCUCUGGGCGUGACGGAAGAGACGCUGCUCAGCCGGGUGAGGAUGCCCGGACAUGUGGAGUUCAGAGGGCAUUGGAGGCCGCAUGUCGUUGGGUGGAUGAGGGAGAGAGGGUUUUGAUGCGGCAAGUUGGGUCUCGACACGCUGGAGUUGGACAAGGGCAGUUGGUUUUGCAGUUGGUUUUGUGCUCGACUGGAAAUUGUUGCUCAGAGAGAACUG